CUUCAAAGUUAUCGUUAUUGUACGUGUGGUACCCAAAAUGGUUUUGUAGCCACAUAUUCUGUUCUUAUGUGAAUCCUGCAUGCAAACAAAAAUCCCUCGUGGUACAACAAAGAAAACCUUGAACCUUGAAACUAGCCUACUGUGUUUUUCACAGAUUAUAUCCGUCAAAGUCUUAAAUGUAAGGCCUGCACAGGCCAAAUAAUUAUGUGCGGCUGCCAGUGAAUUUGGCGUUUCCCCAAGAAGAAAACGUCAAUUAUUUUGGUGCCUUAUUGAUUAGUUUACUACCAAUCAUUCCGGCCAGGUGAAACAGUCGGUAGCGUACUUUGUGGUUGUGAAUUCCUGAGUUUGAGAACUUUACAAAUCAAGAGAAAGAAACGCUAAAUACACUAUACUUGUAAAAUGAAACUCAAGUAUUUUAUUAACAUACAGGGGGUAAUGUUUCUAGGUGAAAUACUCAUCAAUAACUCUAUGUGCGUGCCAGCUGGAACAUUCCGGACGGAGUGUCAUGAACGCCAUUUCUGGCUGUUUGUUGAAUCCAGCUUCAUUGGCUCUAUGGUCCGCUUUGGCUUUGAAGACCACCAUGGAUUUCACUUUCUGUCCAGCCAUCAGACUGCAGUCUGCGGCUACACAGCGCUCUAUAAUCACCGUGGUGACCUGGUAUUCCGUGCUUCGUUCCUGGCCUGCCACGUUGACAACCAGCAGGACAGUGAGUACAGUCUACGGUUGUGGUUGGUAAACACGCAGGUAAAUGGGGAAGUGGCUGUUUACCCCUUCUGGCUCCGCUGCUCCACCUUGUGGCCAUGGGGGGUGCGAGAGGUGGUCUGUGAGGAAAACUACAUGGGGGUGUCCAUCCAGCGUCCAGUUUUAACUGUCUCUUCUCACGGACAAGAGAAGGUUCUGCCGCCCCAUUAUGGGUCUGGAGAGAAGUCAGGAAAGGUGUGGAACUGGACUGUGAUGUUCCACAGAGCAGGAGCACACCCAGAAGAGACAAGGCCCAGAUCCCUGGUUGAGGCCAGCACCCUGGGCUACCAUCUGUCUGAAUCUGGCUCUCGUAUCGUUCUCCGUUGCCCCUACUCCUCUCCCCUAUCCUACACCCUGAAGGAUAAAGGGGUGGACUUGGAUGUGGUCAGUGCCACCAUCUUGUACCCUCUGCUGGGCACUGUUCUCGUUAUCGAUGCCACUGUGGCUUGCGCCAUGAAUGAGCCCACAGUAGAAGGGUCCCACCUGCUGUGGUCUAUCCCCCUGUUCCUCUCCCCCCUGGCCCCUGGGGGUGUCUCCAAGGACAGGGGCAUCAGGAUCGGAUUGGAGACCCAGGCCCUCAGCCAGAGAGAGAUCAAGGACAAGGGCUUUGAGAUUGGCCUGAGGGACGGGAUGGUGGACAUCCGGAUUCCAUUUGGCACCGAGGGUGGGCAUAUUGAGAGUGGCGUGGUGGACGGCCAGUACUCCCAGUCCAUGUCUGUGAACCUUUUCUAUGCGCACCAGUGGGAGGACAAACGCUGGCCCCUCACACACCUCCGCUCUCUCAGGAUCCUCAGGACCCCCUACAUUCCACUCCCCCUCACCCUCAUCAACCACACCGUAGUCUCCCAGCGCGUGUUCUCGGUCAGUCUGGGAGCGUUUCUUCCUGACGUGGACCUCCAGAGCCUCACCGUGGGUGACACCCUGGUCUGGACCCAGUGCCAGAGCCAGGACGAGGUGGAGGUGGACCUCAUCCCCCACCCCAAUGGGUCACACUCCUACCAGCUACACGUCCCCUUCUCAUACCCCCAUGUCCUGCACAAAGAUGUGGGUGACGGCUACAUUAGUUACACCCUCCCUCUCCUCUUUACCCUGUUCAUCUCUGCCCGUGCCCAAGUCUUCCACCAUGCAGACAUCAUUGUCAGUCGUGUGCUAGAGCAGCCAGCCCCGGAGCGCCUCCGACUGGAGGGGCUGUGUACUGAGAGGGGCCUCCUGGUGCUGCUGCACCAGGGGGCCCGGGACCUGCAGUGGGAGCUCUUCCUGGGGGCCAACCGGAUUGACUGGAAGCUGAUUGAGAUGGGAGGCUUCACAGUGGAGACCAAGAAGGAUCUAGUCAGUGUGGAGAUUCCUCUCUUCAGCCCUGGCAUGACCUAUGAGGAACUGAGUUUGCAAGGUCUGGUUGUCAAAGUAGAGGUGAGCCUGAUUGAUGUGGACUCUCUGAAGGUGAAGGAUAGCCUUGUCCAGCGCUGUGCUUUUCCUGUCAGGGAGCUACUGGUGUGCUUACCAGAAGGGAGGAUGGUGGCAGUGGUGGACACCACACACUCAAUCCCGCCCACUCCACCCAACCGCACCACCUUAUUGGACCCCAGCUGUGUCCCUGAGGAAACAGACAGUGCCAGGGCCCUUUUCAGUUUUGGUUUGGACUCCUGCGGUACCACCGUAACUACAGAAGGUGACUUUCUAGUGUAUGAAAACCAGGUGAGAUAUGCCCAGCAGUUUAUACCCACAGAUGACCCUCUGAUACACAGAGACUCCCCCUACAGGUUGACUAUUCAGUGUCGCUAUCCUGCCGAUGACACUGUCACUGGCUCUGUCUAUCACCGAGGAAACUCAACUUCUCUCCUCUCACACCUGCUGUUGAGUCGAGCUCGUAGAGAGGACUCUGUCAUGGGGAAGCGACAAGUCAUUUUGGAUGGAUUGAAUUGGCCUGGACCAGGUACACAAUUUGGUGCUCUGCUAACUGUCCAGCCACCACAUGGUAAAGCUUUACUUUAACAUCUUCAUAGACACGUCUGGACUACCUUGAAGGAUGACUUGGAUUUUAAUCAUGAAGUUCUUCUACUGAUGUGUUUGGGGAUGGCUGUACCCUGGGCCACUGGAAACAAGUCACACCCACAAAUAAAAAACAACUGAAUACGUUUGGUGGUUUACAUGAAUGAAUGAAAGAAAGACAAGUGAUCCAGGCAGAGGAGUCAGGAUGUGGUGGAUGGGUGCUACAGUAUCAGCUGAGCUAUGUGGAGCUUUGCCGAUUCCAUCAAGGAGGGGGUGAGACUCAAGCAUGGAAUUACAAGUGACAAGUAGUAGCUAUAGUCAGCUAUUGACUGGAUUAAAGUAUAUGUUGUGUUUAACUGAUGGGAAAUAGGUGUGUAAUUGAGGUGAUUGGCUGAUGGUCCUAAAAUGUGUGAUGUGGUUAUUUUUCUCCCAAGCCUCAGUUGAAUCUAACGAAAUGUCUAUGUUAUUUUCAGUAAUAUGCUGUUCAAAUAUGAUGCAAUUAACAAUGGUCAGCAUGUGUGCUUACCAUAGUUAUGAUAAUUAUAUAUCCUUAUGGUAAAUACUUUUUGAGAUGGUAUAUUAUGCUCCAGGACAAAUCCAACCUUUAAACGUUAGGAAAGUAAGAUCUUACUAUUCCCUGAAAUAUGUGAAGGACUUCACGUGUGAACACAUGAUGGA
Molecule: messenger RNA, 3408 nt
Organism: Osmerus eperlanus (European smelt)
Lineage: Eukaryota; Metazoa; Chordata; Actinopteri; Osmeriformes; Osmeridae
Exons: 18
Coding region: 400-2733 (777 amino acids)
Source: RefSeq, a predicted model, not a curated record